AUGCCAUUAUCUCGUGAUUGUAUUAUCACCAGCGCUUAUUGCCCCGGAGCCAUUGUUCCUGGAGCAGUCAUUAACCAGGGCGAGGGUAACCGGUCUGCAAACCCUGAUAUUACUGCCACCACGAGGAUUCCUGAGAACAUUACGGAAAUGUUCUCAAGCGUCUCCAAGAAAUCAAGCAUAGCCGGGAUACUAGAUAUCCAAUACCGGUUUUGGCUGCCGUAUACUUCUGAAUACUUUGAUGAUCACAAACCUUACCCUAGAGGGCAGUUGCUAUCUCUUGAGUCCCUAAUUUCAAGAGACGAUAUAACUUUAGUUGAAGGCGUGAUUGCCGAUAUGCACUCUGGCGGUAUUGGUUUUCGGAACCAUAGUGUGCCGUCAGGAAUGCCUUUUGGCGCUGAAUGGGAGGAAGAUAUUCUAUGGGUGGAGCCCGAAAUAUCCUGUGUCAAUACCAAUCUCACCUACGAGCUUACCCUGGCUGAUACUCGAAAUGGAACCUUUUCACCGCCUAUCCGUUCAAUAGAACUCGUAGACGAAGGCGGGUUUUCCAAUCUGCGACAUGGAGAUCCUUAUGAAGGCUGGCCAAACAUCACGUAUGCAUCUCCGGACCCUCAACUUCGGGCGGAUCGAUCAGCUUGGCUUAACAAUUUCCUGGCUGGUAUUACGUAUAACCUCACAGAUGGGAAUUCCAGUGCAGUGGGAUACGGCUUCAACGUUACUCGCGGAAAGCAUUACCCUAUUGCUGGUAGCGUGCCAUAUUUUGUCACCCUGGAUAUUCAGUCUCUGUCUCCGAAUGGUGCCUGGCUAAACCUGCCAAGCGCGUCGUUCGACAAUAAUGGAACUCUGACCGUGGGCAACCGUACCAUUAAAAGUGCUGAAGACGAUCUUUAUUGGUAUUCCAUUGGGCUCUUUUCCGAACUGAAGGGCAGAUGCCUAGGGCAAUAUAAUGAUGCUUCCAUCAGAAAUGAAUAUAACGUUGAGUGUGGUCAUUUUUUUGGAGCAGCAUCGAGGGUAGAUGAGGGAAAUCCACUAUUCAAAGAAGCUGGGUCAAAAUGGAGAAAACCCAUAUACACCUGCGCUGGUGCUGUCAAAUCAUCAGUGAAGACUGUCUCCUUCGUAAUGAAUGGAACGGCCUCAUUGGAGUCUCUUUCUGUGAAGAAAAUAGAAGACAAGAAAUAUUCUAACCCAGAUGACCACCCGCUCUGGGCAUUGGAAGACUGGUGGCAUCCAGGUUCCGAAGGUGCCUUCACAGGACCGCUUUGGGGUAUCGUUGACAAUUCAUAUAAAGGCACUCCUGGUUAUAACUUCACUCGAGCCCCUUCGUUUUACCUGCCAUUCAGUUAUUAUAGCCUCACAUUAUCUUCAUUUAGUGGGCCCCUGGACAACCUUGCGGGAGCGACAAUGCCAUAUGGGAUUAUGGGGAAGUUGUUACUCAACAACUUUUUCGAUCGUUUUAGUGACGACUAUAUCUCAUAUUCUGGAGCAAGCAAUGUUGGUCUUGGGAACAAAUGGCGUAAUCUAUCCAAGACUGCCGACGAUGCAUCGAAGCUUCUUCGUCUAAUCUGGACCGACAUCAUGGCCAGCAAUACUGUCGGCACUAACAUGAGAGGAAGUGCGUCAUUAGAAAAGAGGGCAACUGGAGAUGGACCAUUUACUCGAACUGUAAGGGCUUAUGAGCGUAAAGUGACCUACGACCUGCGAUUCGCUAUCCCCGCAAUAUUCUUCCUUUUUUCCUGGCUGCUGCUUCUCAUUGCAAGUCUUGUUAUGGCAGUCAGCGAUGGACACCCCUUUACACGUCUGAAGAAGCUCUUGAAUGAUACGAGCGUUGGGCGUAUUGCAGCUAGCUCAGAGUACCCUGAGAGUCGAAGCAUGCAUGAUGCUUCGACCAAAGACUGGUUGGCAGCAGCUGGACAUCUCCCUGUGAGACUCUCUGGCUUAUCAAAAGUGUCAGCCACGGAUGAGCUGGAAGAAAGCGGUAAAGCUCCAUCUUCUCGUUUACUCCGGCCUGCGCCGAAUGAUAAUCCUGACUAG
Trichophyton benhamiae CBS 112371 is the source of this 2028-nucleotide messenger RNA. RefSeq lists its product as uncharacterized. The coding region runs from base 1 to 2028 and encodes 675 amino acids. The transcript has a single exon. The record is from RefSeq and is a predicted model, not a curated record. Lineage: Eukaryota; Fungi; Ascomycota; Eurotiomycetes; Onygenales; Arthrodermataceae.